AUGGAAUAUUCCAACUACGAACUCAGCAUGCUCACGAUACAGCAAAAUAAUGAAGCUGUGAGCAAUCUGAAGGAAGGCAAAGUUAUCGAAGCUUUCCAUUUGCUAUCCAAGGCCUGCCGGGCUGCUCAUGCGGCCCAAAACGAUAAGGAUAGCAACUAUCAUCGCACCUACCAGUACACUUGGUUGGACUGCUCGAAAGCUCUUGCACACAGGAUGAAAGGAACGAGAAAUUUCAGCGACGGAAGCUUACCAUUCCUCUUUCUUCAAUUUCUGAGAAUUGAAACACCUGUCUGUUCCAAGGACGACAAGGAUGCUUCAGUCUGUGCUCGAGGAUUUAUUUGGGUAUUGUGGUACAAUCUUGCCAUUGUGUCCAUUCUUCUGGGGAGUCCAGUUGGAGCCCGUGGCAAUCGCUUGCUGCAACAGUCUCUUGACCUGUUUCGUUUGGUGCAAAGCGUUGUCGAUCCUCAACCAUUGUCCAAACAUUGGGUGAUCCUUAAGCUAUCAAUCUUGAACAACGAGGCCUGUGUGCUCAGUGAGCUCGCAGAUUCUCACCAACGGCUGGACCGACUAAUCAAGAUGGGAUUGGCACUCAGCAAAAUGUCAGACCUCCUCGAUCCCAAAGAACAAGAGCUGUUCCUAUGGACUGUGAAAACGAUGGUGGACGAUCGCUAUGCUGCGGCAGCCUAA
Messenger RNA from Cylindrotheca closterium, 687 nucleotides. Lineage: Eukaryota; Bacillariophyta; Bacillariophyceae; Bacillariales; Bacillariaceae. The record is from the annotation of a GenBank genome assembly.